Molecule: messenger RNA, 850 nt
Organism: Ilex paraguariensis (yerba mate)
Lineage: Eukaryota; Viridiplantae; Streptophyta; Magnoliopsida; Aquifoliales; Aquifoliaceae
Source: the annotation of a GenBank genome assembly
ACAAAGGCACCAUAAAGCAGACAAUAUGCAUUUUUCAUGGAGGGGAAGGGGGACAAAGUUAGGCAACCCUCCAUAACAAUGUUUCUUUCCACCUUUUUGGCUUCAUUUGAAAUGAUAUGUGUGUGUUUCAACAACCAACACAUCAAAAAAAUGUCUGUAAAGAAGAUGUUAUAAAUUGAGUGCUGGCCUUGAGAGAAGGGACAUAUGUUAAGCCUAUGAAUGACUUACAAACUGUAACACAAAAUGCCAGCCAAUCUUCUUCAUCUGCUUGUGAUUUUUGUGGCUUUCUCUCAUCUAAUCUUCUUGAAUGCUGACCCAACAUUAAGGGCUAGGCGUCUGUUGCAUGAAGGUGAUGAUAGUUAUUUAUCUGGGAAUACCCACAAGAUAAUGGUGGUAGAAGCUUUGGAAGAAGGGCUUAUCAAUGGCAGGAUGGAUUUGGAGAACCAUCUUAAUGACUAUCCAGGCUAUGGAGCAAACAACCGGCAUACGCCAAAGCCGCCAGAGAGAGACUAAGAUAUAGCUAUACCAUAUAUCCUUAGUAGUGGCUGGUAGCGCCGGUAUUGUAUACAAGAACAGUUCUAAAAUUUGCUGCUUUUGUCCGACCUUUCCUUCAAGUUGUUAGGGGAAAGUGAGACAAGCACUAAUCUUAGGAUUGCUGCUAAAAAGAUGAAGUGACUUAAUAUGUUAUAUUGGAUUGUGUUAUGAUAAUACCUAGUAUAAUCAUGAUACCUCAUAUGGUGUAUAUGAUAAGCAGCUCUAGUUAUUCUGGUUUGCAAUAAAGAAGUAUUACUGAACUCUUUUGUUUUCUUUCCUUAUUUCUACCUGUUAAUCAGAUUAUGAUGUGUUGUCG